Molecule: messenger RNA, 3434 nt
Organism: Bufo gargarizans (Asiatic toad)
Lineage: Eukaryota; Metazoa; Chordata; Amphibia; Anura; Bufonidae
Product: oocyte zinc finger protein XlCOF22-like
Exons: 7
Coding region: 72-2063 (663 amino acids)
Biological process (GO): negative regulation of transcription by RNA polymerase II
Molecular function (GO): DNA-binding transcription repressor activity, RNA polymerase II-specific
Source: RefSeq, a predicted model, not a curated record
AUCGCAGGUCCUGCAGCCCCAGGAGGUGAGAUCUGCAGGUUCCUUAGGUGCAGGACUUCUUUUUAGAGCCAAUGGUGAUUUCCAUCAAGGACCCACCAAGGAUGGAGAAGGACAGAGACCACAUGGCUGCAAGGAUAUUAGACCUCACCCUGGAGAUCAUCUCCUUGAUAACCGGAGAGAAUUACAAGGUAGUGAAGAAGUCGUCUGGUGAGUGUGUGACACCCCGUGUGUCAGGAGGAUGGAGUAGGACCCAGAGCCCCAUCACCAAGCCUCCUGCUCAUUCCCUGAUACAUAAGCAGAAGAUCCUAGAACUUACCACCAGGAUCACUGAGCUGCUGAGCGGAGAGGUUCCUAUAAGGUGUCAGGAUGUCGCUGUCUAUUUCUCCAUGGAGGAGUGGGAGUAUUUAGAAGGACACAAGGAUCUGUACAAGGACAUCAUGAUGGAGAAUCACCAGUCUCUCACAUCACCGGAUGGAUCCAGUCAGAGAAAUCCACCAGAGAGAUGUCCCAGUCCUCAGUAUUCCCAGGACUGUCCAGAGGAGAAACCAAAUAUCUCACUGGAUCAUCAGGAAAGUUCUGGUGAAACGACGAGAGGACUUGAAAAACCCAUCUCAGUGUCUGUGAAAGUGGAAGACGGGAUGAGCGACUCCUAUGGACAUCUCCAUUUAUCUUCCAAUCAUAAAGCAGAAGAUAACAAUACCACACAAGAUGAUUCAAUAACUCCUAAUAUACCCUCAGUCCUUCACAGCAGAGAUCUAUCCACUGAUACCGCUGGUCACAAGAAACCUUCAUCCAAGCAAUUACUGAUUAGUCAAACAAGAAGUAAACAGAAAUGUGGGAACAUUUUUUCUAGUGAGAACCUUUUGAAAAAGAAAUGUAAUAGAGAUAAUGGGUCAUUUUCAUGCUUGACAUGUGGAAAGUGCUUUAAUCGAAAAUCUAAUCUUGUUGCCCAUCAGAGAACUCACACAGGAGAGAAGCUGUUUUCAUGUCCUGAAUGUGGGAAAGGCUUUAACAGUCAAUAUAAUUUUUCUAAGCAUCAGAGAACUCAUACAGGAGAGAAGCCAUUUUCAUGUCUUGAAUGUGGAAAAUCUUUUAGCAUGAAAUCUAUUCUAGUUAGGCAUCAGAUAACUCACACAAGGGAGAAUCCAUAUUCAUGUCCUGAAUGUGGGAAAGGCUUUAUCAAUCAAUCAACUUGUAUUCAGCAUCAGAGAACUCACACAGGGGAGAAGCCAUAUUCAUGCCCAGAAUGUGGGAAAUCUUUUAGUCUAAAAAUGUGUCUUGUUAGACAUCAGAGAACUCACACAGGGGAGAAGCCAUAUUCAUGCCCAGAAUGUGGGAAAUCUUUUAGUCUAAAAAUGUGUCUUGUUGGACAUCAGAGAACUCAUACAGGCAAGAAGCCAUUUUCAUGUCUUGAAUGUGGAAAUUGCUUUAGUCGGAAAUCAAGUCUUGUUGCCCAUCAGAGAACUCACACAGGGGAGAAUUCAUUUUCAUGUCUUGAAUGUGGAAAGUGCUUUAGUUGGAAAUCAGGUCUUGUUGCUCAUCAGACAACUCACACAGGGGAGAAGUCAUUUUCAUGUCUUGAAUGUGGAAAGUGCUUUAGUCGGAAAUCAAAUCUUGUUGCCCAUCACAGAACUCACACAGGAGAGAAGCUGUAUUCAUGUCCUGAAUGUGGGAAAGGCUUUAACAGUCAAUAUAAUUUUACUAAGCAUCAGAGAACUCACACAGGAGAGAAGCCAUUUUCAUGUUCAGAAUGUGGGAAAUGUUUUAGUCAAGAAUCAGAUCUUGUUAAACAUCAGAGAACUCACACAGGGGAGAAGCCAUUUUCAUGUUCAGAAUGUGGGAAGUGUUUUCGUGUGAAGUCAUUUCUUAUACGACAUCAAAGAAUUCACACAGGGGUGAAGCCAUUUUCAUGUUCAGAAUGUGGGAAAUGUUUUAGUCAAAAAUCACAUCUUGUUAGACAUUACAGAACUCACACAGGGGAGAAGCCAUUUAUGUGUCUUGAAUGUGGUAAGUAUUUUGGUGCAAAAUCCAUGCUUAUAAAACAUGUAAGAAGUCAUAUAUGAGAGAGAGAAGCCAUUUUCAUCUUCAUGUUGAGGAAGAUGAAAGACUCCACUUAGAGGAGAAUCCAUUUUCAUGUUCACAAUGUGGGAAAUGCUUUAAGACUCAAACAAGUUUUUUUCGGCAUCAGAGAACCUAUACAGUGGAGAAGCUAUUUUCAUGUCUUGAAUGUGAAAAGUUCUUUGGUCUGAAAUCAUAUUUUGUUACACUUUAGAGAACUCACAUAGGAGCACAUCAGAUAACUGAAAUAGAAGAGAAGCCAUUUAUGUGUCUUGAAUGUGGGAAGUAUUUUACGGUGAGAUCAAGUCUUAACUGUCAUCUAAGAAGUCACACAGGGGAGAAGCCAUUUUCAUGUCUUGAAUGUGGGAAAUAUUUUGUUCAGAAAUCACAUCUUGUUAGACAUCAGAGAAGUCACACAGGAGAGAAGUCAUUUAUGUGUUCUGAAUGUGGGAAGUGUUUUGGUGUGAAAUCAGUGCUUAUAAAACAUCUAAGAAGUCACACAAGAGGGAAUCCAUUUUAAUGCUCAUAAUGUGAAAAAAGGAGAGAAGCCAUUUUCAUUUCUUGAAUGCGGUAAAUCUUUUGCUAUAAAGCAAUUCUAGUUAGACAUCAGAGAACUCACACAACGGAGAAGCCAUUUUCAUGUUCAGAAUGUGGGAAAUGUUUCACCUGUCAAGCAAGUGUUUUUCGACAUCACAGAACUCGCAACACAUAUGAGAAGCCAUAUUUAUGUGGGAAGCCUUUUAUUCAGAAAUCAAGUCUUGCUAAACAUGAGAGAAUUCACUUAGAAGAGAAGCCAUUGUAAUGUUUAGAUUGUAAGACAAGUGAGAGAUGUGGAGCUUCAUUGUGAGACCUGCUGCCUAAUCAUGUCUUCUGUAUAACUUAAAACGGUUGUCCGGUUUCCUAUAUUAAUGACCCAUCCUCAGGAAUGUGAGUCGACCAGUAUUCACUGACAUUUAGAACGUGUAGAAGAGAUCUGGAAACAGAUUUCAGAGGAGACAUGCUUGAAUUUGAUCGAUAGCGUGUCCAGUACUGACAGACUGCAGAAGGAGAGACAUUGCUACUCUCUCCCUGUUAACUGUACAUGGCUCCAGAGGGAGGGUAUCAUGAACAUCUUUGAAUGUGAUUAAACCCCCUUCCACCAUCAAUCAGACAGCAUACUUGCAAAACGGUAAAAAGGAACUCUAUGGGCAAUAUUGAUCCUAUAAUGUCUGGACUAAAGAAAAUGCAGCCAGCGGGGAUGCUGUAUGUGGUCCUGAAGUGAACUGAGCCAGGCUCGGACUGGCCCACAGGGAUUAUAGGUGAAUUUACACCGGUGGGCCCCUGAGCAAGGUGGACCCCUAGUCUCCCACCCCUUGUAUAACACAGUAGACUUGCUG